AUGUCUAUUCAAGUAACCACCAACGGCCCUGCUUCCAACGCAUCUGAAGUCUACACUACUGCAUCACUCACCGGUGCACAGUACUCUCAAGGCGGCAAUUAUUCGCAGACUCAGUACUCCCAGCAAGGCCAAUACACUUCUACCGGCCAGCAACGGCAGUACGCCAGCGGCGGUCAGACUCAUCAGUAUACCGGUGGCGAUCAGACUCAAUAUACCAGUGGCGGUCAGUACGCGAGUGGCCAACGCGGUGAGUUCACGACGACUGGCGGCCAGCAGUACGACACUAGCUCUCCGACUUCGGUGCGCAAGGUGUCCUCUGUGGUCGUGGAGAGUACGGCCCUAGAAACGGCCCCGCAGGACACUGAGCGGUACGUGGAGGUGCCUACUUACGAGGAGCAGAUUACCUACGUGCCUGUGAAGCAGGUUGUGGAGGUGCCGAAGGAGGUGCCCAUGUACGUUGUGGAGUACGUUGAUCGUGUGAAGGAAGUUCCAACGAUCAACUGGGUUGAAAAGGUGGUGGAGGUGCCGGAAUAUCAUGACGUGGUUGUGGAGAAGAAGGUGCAGCAGUUCGUGGACCGUCCGCGGGAGGUCAUCAGGGAGGUCGUCGUUCAGAAAACUCGACCAGUGGAACAGGUCGUGGAGGUUCCUGGUGAGACGAUUUAUAUUGACAAGCCUUUCACCACUGAGAAGAUCGUGAACGUGACGCGUCACGUGGACGCUGAUGUGCCCGUUGUCAUCGCUCAAACUGCGAAGCCAAUCAUUUCCGAGUCCACUCGCGUAGUGGAUGUGGAAGUGCGUGACUUUCAACCAGAAGUUAUUCCUGUGGACGUGCACGUAGCUAAGCCAGUCGAAAAGUCGCUUGAGGCUGUCGGGUUGGUUAACUCGCACCACCGCCUCUGCAAUAUUACUAGCGCGCAAUACAAUACCAUUCUCCGUUCUCUCAACUCGAACCUCCAAGACCACGAGCUUCCGUUCGUCGUUGAUAACGGUAAGAUCGACUUUGUCCGUGCCCAAGACGCUCAACACCUCGUUGCGCCCUCCGGAAUCAAAGUCGAAGGCUGGGUCUCGAAGACAGGCAGCUCUACUAUUAUACACUCAGUACCUACCUCCCUUAAUGCUCCUGGAGCCUCGAGCCUGACCCAUCAGGUCACCAGCAGGUCCGUCUCAAAUACCCGGCUGGCGGGCAGCCAAGCCAUGAGCCAAAUGGGAAGUCACGCCAUGGCCCGGAGCACUAUGCAAGAAAGCAACUACGCCACCACUAAGCAGUCGAACCUAUGCUGCAACAACCCUCGCGCGGUGACCAGCGGCAGCGUACACUCCUCGCCUUACACUGCCUCGAACCAAUACACGACUACUCAACAGAUGUACAGUAACGUCAGCCAUCAACCCCAGAGUCAACACCACAUGCAGCAGUACAACACAGAGGUGAAGUCACGCGACUCAUCCGUCACCUCGUCCUAUACCAAGUCUCGCGACCAGAUAAAUGGCGCUCGCACACGUGUGUGCUGUUAA
Gregarina niphandrodes is the source of this 1512-nucleotide messenger RNA. RefSeq lists its product as hypothetical. The record is from RefSeq and is a predicted model, not a curated record. The coding region runs from base 1 to 1512 and encodes 503 amino acids. Lineage: Eukaryota; Apicomplexa; Conoidasida; Eugregarinorida; Gregarinidae. The transcript has a single exon.